Molecule: messenger RNA, 1469 nt
Organism: Vitis riparia (riverbank grape)
Lineage: Eukaryota; Viridiplantae; Streptophyta; Magnoliopsida; Vitales; Vitaceae
Product: short integuments 2, mitochondrial
Exons: 8
Coding region: 69-1199 (376 amino acids)
Cellular component (GO): mitochondrion
Molecular function (GO): GTPase activity; GTP binding
Source: RefSeq, a predicted model, not a curated record
GGCUUCUUUUUUCAAACCAGAACCAGUGUCCGUACAAGUCCGUUGGGAUUUCUUAGGGUUUGGGAGACAUGGGAGGAGUGAGAAGCAUGGUGAAGAAGGGAUUGGGAGAAAUGGGGUUCAACAAGGGAGGUGGAGCUAUCAACUGGUUUCCGGGUCACAUGGCCGCUGCUACUCGAGCCAUUCGCCACCGUCUCAAGGUCUCCGACCUCGUCGUCGAAGUUCGCGAUGCUCGUUUACCGUUAUCUUCCGCAAAUGAAGAUCUUCAACCCUCACUUUCAGGGAAAAGGCGUGUCAUUGCUCUCAACAAGAAAGAUUUGGCCAAUCCCAAUAUAAUGCAUAAAUGGACUCACUAUUUUGAUUCCCGUAAGCAAGAUUGUAUCUCAAUAAAUGCACACAGCAGAAGCUCUGUUAAGAAGCUUCUUGAACUUGUUGAGUUGAAAUUGAGGGAGGUGAUCUCAAGGGAGCCAACUCUUCUUGUCAUGGUAGUUGGUGUUCCCAAUGUUGGCAAGUCGGCUUUAAUUAAUUCCAUCCAUCAAAUUGCAACAUCUCGCUUCCCUGUGCAGGAGAAGAUGAAAAGAGCUACAGUGGGACCAUUGCCUGGUGUUACUCAAGAUAUUGCAGGAUUUAAGAUUGCCCAUCAACCUAGUAUAUAUGUUCUGGACACCCCAGGUGUAUUGGUUCCAAGCAUCCCAGACAUAGAGACAGGGCUAAAGCUAGCUCUAGCAGGAUCUGUGAAAGAUUCAGUGGUAGGUGAGGAGCGUAUUGCUCAGUACUUACUGGCAGUUUUAAAUACUCGAAGCACUCCCCUUCACUGGAGGCACUUGAAUAAUAGAAGAAUAGAAGAGCUCCGAAAUGAAUAUGAAGACAAACAUGAUUAUAAUCUUAAAGAUCUUUUGCCAAAUAAGAGAAAGCUGCCAAAUAGGUCUGAUGUGAAGUACAUUGAGGAUCUUGUGACAGAAGUGCAAUGUGCACUUCACGUGACUCUUUCAGAAUUCAACGGUAAUUUGGAAGAGGAGAAUGACUUGGAGAGUCUAAUAGAACAGCAGUUUGAAAAACUGCAGAAGGCAAUGAAGAUACCUCAUAAGGCAUCUGAGGCCCGAACAAUGGUGUCUAAGAAAUUGCUUACUCUGUUUAGAACAGGUAAACUUGGUCCUUUCAUCCUCGAUGAUGUUCCUGAUAGCCCAAACCCUGUAUCCUGAAACCCUUUUGCAGAUCCUCUAUUCCUUUUCUCUUUUUUCGUUUUGAUAAGUUAUUUAUUUUAAUAUUCCCUUUACACAUGUACUAUAGAUCCUUCUUUGGCAUACUGAAUCUGUCUCUUCAUUGUGUUAUAGAAUUGUGUCUAUUGUCAUGUACCUUGUGUACAAAAUUGCCAUGGUUGGCUCAUUCAAGGUAAAUUCCAGAGCCAAUAAGUCUACGCUUUCUAUCAUUUUCUCUUGAAUGCAAACAUAUUGUUGCCUCGAGCCUAUUAA